This is a messenger RNA of Strigops habroptila (Kakapo), 1225 nucleotides long. RefSeq names its product mediator complex subunit 10 (gene MED10). The record is from RefSeq and is a predicted model, not a curated record. Gene Ontology annotation, molecular function: transcription coregulator activity. NCBI's taxonomy places the organism in Eukaryota, Metazoa, Chordata, Aves, Psittaciformes, Psittacidae. Gene Ontology annotation, biological process: positive regulation of transcription by RNA polymerase II. Bases 102 to 512 code for a protein of 136 amino acids. The transcript is spliced from 4 exons. Gene Ontology annotation, cellular component: mediator complex; chromatin.
GCGUGGAAAGGGGCGUGGCCAUCCCGGCCUCCCCGCUCACCUCCCUUCCUCCGUCCCUCCCUCCGCGCCUGCCCGGAAGCGGCCGGGGCGUGGCGGCGGCCAUGGCGAUGGCGGAGAAGUUCGACUCGCUGGAGGAGCACCUGGAGAAGUUCGUGGAGAACAUCCGGCAGCUCGGCAUUAUCGUCAGCGACUUCCAGCCCAGCAGCCAGGCUGGCCUCAACCAGAAACUGAAUUUCAUGGUGACGGGCUUGCAGGACAUCGACAAGUGCCGGCAGCAGCUGCACGAUAUCAGCGUGCCCCUGGAAGUGUUUGAAUACAUCGAUCAAGGCCGCAAUCCUCAGCUUUACACUAAAGAGUGUCUGGAGCGAGCUUUGGCUAAAAAUGAGCAAGUAAAAGGAAAAAUUGACACAAUGAAGAAAUUUAAAAGUCUGUUAAUUCAAGAACUAACAAAGGUGUUCCCAGAAGACAUGGCAAAGUACAAAGCUAUUCGAGGAGAAGAUCCUCCUCCUUAAGAUGGCCUUUGAUAGCUCUAAAAUUGUCAAUUCCAUGAACUGACACCACUCUAUAUUGGAGAGAGGGAGAAUCCGAGCUGUUGUAACAACUGUACUAAAAAUGGCAGUGAUGGACUGUGAAGGAGCUUAAUGAUUGCUGAUGGCUCUGGUCUGAAGCUACUGAAUCUUUCUGAAGACUUUUACUCAAAGAUUGCCAUUGAAACUUCCUGUGGUAAUCUGUUCUUCAUUCCUGAAAGGUUUUGGAGGUGUCAUUGCCUACUGGGCAUUGCUACAUAGCACUUCCCACAAAGUACAUGUCCAGAGCAGAAAAUCAUGGGUUUUGUCUUCUGAAAAAUGUGCUUGAGCAUUGUGGCUUCAACUGUUUAAAAGAUAAGUGUAUUUACUAUAUUUGACUAUCCUUUAUGUGUAAACUGCUUUGUUUUUUAUUACAGUACAUUCUUUCAUCUUACCAAAUUCUGCUGAACAGGAGCCUGUCAAGGGCUGUGGUUCUCCUGUGUCAUAACGAAUUGCAGCUAAGAAACCCUUCAGAUAUUCUUGUUUUGUUCUAUGUGCUGCAGUUCAGGUGGCUGAGAAUAUAGAAAGUGAGCAUAUUCGAGGACUAGCUCCUGAACAAUGUUACUAUUUUGUAUAGUAUUUAAUGUAAGCUUUUGCUUGAUUCUGUUUUCUGUAAGCAGGUUGUUGAAUAAAUAAAUUGAAAAAAAUCUAAAUUCUGA